AUGGAUUCCGCCAAGGAUUCGUAUUUCAAUAAGUAUGUGUUUGAGUACUUUGUGCGGGUACAGCUUUUGUACGACGACGAAUUCCGCACGCGCAAAGUGGCCGAAAUCGAGUCCAUACCGAAGCAGCCCAAAAUAUCCACCAAGAAACUCCAUCUGAACUUUGGAAACCGAGACGAAGUGCUAAAUCGGCAGUUCGUUGACGAACUUAAGGCAUUGCAAGCAUACAAAGAAAUAGCCCUGAACCCUUACACGCGCAAGCUGCUGCACGGAUUUCACAGCAAGUACGCCAAGGAACUCAAACACUGGGAUGUGAACUCCAUCCUCGACAAUUUCGACCACUUCAUAGCAGACACAUUGACCAAAGACCCCGAAGUGUACUAUAUCAGCCGAAUACAGAUGAUCGAUAUGCUGCUUCUGUGCAAAGCGAGUGACGCGCAGCGAUCGAAGCUGCUCACGCGAAGAAGCAAAGUGCUUUCGGAGUCCUUCACAGUGGCCCCCGAUAUCAGAGAUCAGAAAUACCGAGAAGCAAUUAUGAAAGCGUUCCAUGUGACCAACGAACAACUGGAAAACAAAAUCAAAGACCUACGGAUCUCGCUCAACAAGGCUGACGUUGUGCAGUACAUCAACAGCAACGCGUCGCUGGUCCAUCGGUACUCCGCCGAAGACUUUGAGUCCGAAAGCUCGUACCGUAAAUGGCACGACAGAAUUGUGCGUCUCAACCAGGAGUUGACGAAAAAAUUCCAAACGCAGGACACCAAGCCAAACUCCACGGCGUACGUGCCGAACGAUCUGAUCCAGGUGCUCAUGUACUUGAGAGACCUUGUCUACCACUCUUCUCCUGUUUUCUUCGACCAAUUUGUGCGCUGUCUCGAGGUCUGGCAGGUCGACCCAUUUGAUAUGUAUAUACGCAUGGUGGAGGACAUUCCAGAACACAAGCUGGACCUGGAAUAUGCGACGAAAUGCUACGGCCUGGCCAAGCUGUCCAUGAUCGUGCGAUUGGACGUGGACGACUGGCCUUUCCAGAAACACGAGCAACUGCUGCAGAUGAACAGACAGGUGUUUUUUGAGUACAAGUCGUAUUUGAGUGAGUGUUUUCUCAAUUUCUUUGCGGACAAGAAAAGCUUCACACGAGCACUGAAUUUAUCGCAGUAUAUCCUGGUGGACGAGAUAGAGUCGCUUGUUCUUUCUGGGUUGCGGACGGCCCUGUCCACCCGACUGAACAGGCACUUCAAGGAGCUCAAACUCUCAUUGAACAAGUCGAAGAUCGAGUUCAUUGCCAACCUUCUAGCUUAUGUCAACCGCGACUUUGACGAGAUUGAGGAAUGGACACUGACGAACGCCGAUUUGGACGAGAAAAUCGAGUUUAUGAAAAUUGCAAUUGAAUACCUGACACGGCCAAUCGAGGACUAUUUGAAGGCCUUCAUCAUGGGUCUCAAGACGGCCAGCAAGGACGCCGCGGCAAAUCAGGCAAACUCCAAUUUGACAACGCUUCUCGAGCUUCUAUCCAAGCUGCGGAAAAGGACAAACAUGAAUGUGAGUUUCCAGUCCAUCCUGUUUCCGAACGUGCUGGACCUGGUGAAUAGCUGGGGUUCAGAAAUCCGUGAACAGACAGACAGGGCAAUCGAGAGCGACGAUAUGGAGAGACUAGAUGGCUGCUCGUAUAGCUCAAGUGUGCAGAAUGUGCUGGAGAUUUGCAAUGCUUAUAUUCGCAUCCUGCAAUCUUUCGAAUGGGAGAAUGAGCACGAGUCAGCGCAGAUGUUUGCAGAGCUCUAUCGCAGUAUUUCCGAUACCCUGAUCAACUACUCCAACACCAUGUUCAUAAGAAUCGAGAAAGACCUCAACUCUGGCCAGUUGCUCAAUUUCAAAGGAGAGUCUUGCACUUGUCUGAACAACAUAUUUAAGAUUCUUGAGUACAUGGAUCAGUUUAAGACCGAGGACCUGACAAAGUACUCGAAAAUCCUCAAUUCGAAACCUGCAUCCAACUCAAAGCACGCAAAAAAAGUUGUCUCCGUAGAUAUCAGGGGCGCCGAAAAUGUGGAGGACAACCGUGGAGAGCCUCUUAGCUUGUAUGUGCUGAUAUCCGGAGUUAUUAGUGGCCGCACGCGGUGCAUUCCCAAGGACUACAAUCCAGAGUGGAACGAGAAGUUCCAGGCUUCCACAGACAAGGAGUCAGGGUACUUGCGAUUUGACCUAAUCGAGAAAAGUGGCAUUCUCUACAAGUCGCUCACGUACAAGUUACGUUUCAAAGACAGUUACGGUAUUCCUAUGGAGGAGAAGUUUAGUCUGAGCCCGAAUUCGGGAAGACUCAAUGUUUGCAUCCAGAUCAUUGUGGAGAAAAACGACCCCCUUUUCUACGUUGACCAGGCAAAACUGGAAAUCAAAAAGGGAAGAGAUCGGUCGAUAAAGCUGUUUGUGGACCGCUUUUCAGAGGAAACAAAGGACAUUUUCACGCGAUCGUACUUGGAAGACAGCCUGCGGCGGACGCCUGCCACAGCUUUCGUAUUAAAUCACAAGGCAUUAAACGAGCCCGAGAUUGACAAAUAUAUUGACCAGAUGCAGAUGCACAUGAUACAAGAGCUUUACGACAAUAUGGAGACCGAGUGUUUUGACGCGGUUAUUGCCCAACUUUGGACCAAGAUUUUGGACGAAGCCGAGAACCUAGUGCUGCCGCGUAUUUCGUUCCUUUUCUACAAAGUGGAAUCGCGUCUGAACAAGCGCACGUCUGGAAUCAACGGAAUCCUUGCCCCAUCACGCUAUCGUAGAACAGAUGACCUCGAGUUCACGAGAGUUAUGGAGUGGUGUCUGAAAUUCAAAGACAUGUUUUAUUCUCCGGGAAAGAUUUUGGAUGCUCAAAUCAACACCAUAUACCACGAUUUUAUGGAGAUUUUCAAGCUGUUCCAACUUUCGGUGCCUGAGCUCAAACGUGCGUAUAACAACACGUGGACGGUGGUCAACAAGCACGUCGUUAAAAAGUACGUCCGUGAAGCAACAGAGUCUGAUUUUGGUCCAGAAGUGCGCAAGAUGUUCCAGACCAAAGAUCUUCUGCUUCGCGUUUUAAUUGCCAAAAACGAGUUACGGUUUGCCAAAUCGUGUAUUGAGGUUGAGCAACGCUACGAACGCGCCAUCAAGACAGAACUAGAAUGCCAUUACAUGUGUCACAAUUUGCAGACGCAAAUAGAUUUAGUAUAG
Molecule: messenger RNA, 3189 nt
Organism: Ogataea parapolymorpha DL-1
Lineage: Eukaryota; Fungi; Ascomycota; Pichiomycetes; Pichiales; Pichiaceae
Exons: 1
Coding region: 1-3189 (1062 amino acids)
Source: RefSeq, a predicted model, not a curated record